Messenger RNA from Cercocebus atys (sooty mangabey), 5161 nucleotides. It is a transcript of the gene CRACDL, whose product is annotated as KIAA1211-like ortholog. The transcript is spliced from 11 exons. NCBI's taxonomy places the organism in Eukaryota, Metazoa, Chordata, Mammalia, Primates, Cercopithecidae. The coding region runs from base 1517 to 4477 and encodes 986 amino acids. The record is from RefSeq and is a predicted model, not a curated record.
GCUGGGACAGUCCUUAGCGACUUCAAGGGCCCAGUCCCUGUCCCUUUAGUAAUCCACUCUGCUGCAGGGGCCCCUGCACCACCUCCCAGGACACAGGGAACUCUCCACCAGCUAAUUGGUCCUCUCCCUGGGAGAAGGCCAAGUUGUUGGCAGGAGCACAGUGGGCUGCAGACUCUAAUUGCACAAAGGGCAGAUGUAUGUAAACUACCUUCAGCGCGCUGCGUGAUUAUCAUCUGACCUCUCCUCUGAACUCACUGCUUUCUUCUGUCAUCAUCAGAUGUGUUUGUUGUGCUUUAUUAUUUAAACUGUAGGCCAUUUGAGUAGAAUUCUAUAUACAGUUGCCAUUUGGAAAACAGAAAAGCAAACUAGGACUUCUUCAGAACCAUCUUCAGAAGUCGCCCUUGGUGCUGCCUGUUCCUGGGUUUUAGCAACAUAGAAUCACACCUGCCACCCUGAGCCCUCUGUCAACACUCCAGAUAUUGCCUGGAAACUGCUGACUGUACCGGUUGCAGUUGGCAGCCAUCAGACUUGGGAGGAACUUGAGUCAGGUGGCAUUGUGAUGCCGGUUGCAGGAGUCUAUUAUUUUGAAGUGGCAGCUGCAGGUAAUCAGAGAGGAGCCACCAGGGCAAGUGGCUUUGUCACGUGGGGCGGCUGGGGAGCCGGCUAGGCAGGUUCAGUGGGUGAUUUCUUCUGGGAAGGCGUGGCCCCUGCCCCUGCCAGGUGUGGGCUCCAGGGGGAGGGCUGGAAAUCCCAUCAGUGGGACAAUGAGUGGGGCAAGCAGAUCCCUGGUAAAGGAGCACUGGGACGGCCCCAGGAAAGCAGUUAAUAAAGCAUAUCAAGGACCUGAGGUAACACGAUGAGCCUUUAAGGAAAAGUGAAAAGAAAACUGAAACCGAGGAGCAAGUGUGCGGGGCAGAGACGCGCGUGCCUCCCACAGGGUCCCUCGCACCGAGAUAGCAAGUGGACGUCAAGGCGAGGCAGGAGGGGCCAUGUGGUUUUGGUCCUGGAAUGAGAGAGGAGAGCCCUGGGCCUGGGUGUGUCUGGCUCAGAAGCUGUUUCCGAUUUUCUCAGCAUUCUUCUUUCUCCCUGAGCCCUGCCCUUCCUCAGAUGGGGAAUGCAGCCUCACCUGCCGUUGCCCUUUGCCUGCUGCCAUGGUGAGCACAAUCAACAAAGCCCAAGCAACUCAGCGGGGAUGCCAAUCACAGGGAGGCAAGUCCAGCUCCCUACAGAGCCAGGCCACCCCCAUCCCGGCCUUCAGGGCUUGGAGUGGAAGGCGGAAGUGCAUGUGUUUCUUAGACGGCCUUUUCUGUUGUGUGCCUGUGCACCCGCCCAAGGAGCUCACGGGGCACAGGAGGGCUGGGCUUGGCAGAAGCCCCACUUCCUCCUGGCCCGUGGGUGCUUCUGUGAGAGAUGGGGACAAGGGCUCUUGAUCAGCAACCCGUGGUGACCCGUGGGCCCUAGACCACUCAGAGGACAGGGAGGCCCACUCUUCUCCCUGCUGCUAGCUUCCAGGAGGAUGAGAGAGCUGGAGGCUCACAGCACACUCAGGAGGAUGGCUGCCUUUUACCAGUGCAUCAGGCCUGACCCCAGCGAGCUCGACAUGAUUUCCACAAGGGUGAUGGACAUUAAGCUUCGGGAGACUGCAGAAGGCCUUGGGGAGGACAGCACAGGAAAGAAAAAAUCUAAAUUCAAAACUUUUAAGAAGUUUUUUGGGAAGAAGAAGAGAAAAGAAUCGCCAUCGUCCACAGAAAGUAGCACCUGGAAACAGAGUCAGACGAGGAAUGAGGUCAUUGCCAUCGAGUCUGGGCCAGUGGGCUACGACUCCGAGGAUGAGCUGGAGGAGUCGAGGGGCACGCUGGGCAGCCGGGCCCUUUCUCACGACAGUAUUUUCAUUCCUGAGUCCGGACAGGACCCUACUCGGCCUGUGCGGGUGUUUUCCCAAGAAAAUGUGUGUGAUCGGAUUAAAGCACUGCAGUUAAAAAUACAGUGUAAUGUGAAAAUGGGGCCACCGCCUCCUCCAGGGGGGCUUCCUGCCAAGCGCGGAGAGGAUGCUGGCAUGAGCUCUGAGGAUGAUGGGCUGCCCAGGAGCCCCCCAGAGAUGUCUCUGCUGCACGACGUGGGUCCCGGCACCACCAUAAAGGUCUCUGUCGUGUCUCCAGACCACGUAAGCGACAGCACUGUCUCUGCCCGGACCUCGGACAGCAGCCUGGCACCAGUGGCCGACUUCAGUUACCCUCCAGAAUCCUCCUCCUGCUUGGACAACUCUGCAGCUAAGCACAAGCUCCAGGUCAAGCCCCGCAACCAGCGGUCGAGUAAGAUGAGGCGGCUUUCAUCGCGCGCUCAGUCUGAAUCCCUGAGCGACCUGACGUGCACCCCAGAGGAGGAGGAAAACGAGGAGAAGCCACUGCUGGAAGUCAGCCCAGAAGAGAGCCCCAGCUCUGGGCAGCAGGACGUGGCACCAGACAGAGGCCCUGAGCCUGGGCCACCGGCGCCCUUGCCGCCACUCGGAGGGGUCCGUGCCAGACGCGCCCGCCUGCAGCACUGCUCGGCGCUCAGGGCCAGCUUGGAGGAGGAGGGCGUCCCCGGCGACGACCCCUCAAGCCGUCCGGCCACCCUGGAGCUCGCCGAGCCCGAGUCGGCCCCCAUCCUCCGCGUGGAGCCCCCGUCCCCGCCGGAGGGCCCCCCGCAUCCAGGUCCCGACGGCGGAAAGCAGGAGGGGGAGGCGCCCCCUGCAGGCCCGUGUGCCCCGGCCGCGGACACGGCGGAGGAGGUGGUCUGUGCUCCCGAAGACGUCGCGAGCCCGCUUCCCACCGCCCUCCCUGAGGGGGACACGACGCCCCCCGAGACUGACCCCAUCGCCACCUCGGAGGCGUCCUUUGCUCCCGACGGGCCAGACCGCAGUGUCGCGAAGGAAGCGGAGCCGACGCCGCCCGUGCUCCCGGACGAGGAGAAGGGGCCCCCAGGGCCGGCGCCCAAGCCCGAGAGAGGAGCAGAGACCGAGCCCGAGAGAGGAGCGGGAAUUGGGACCGAGCCCGAGAGAAUUGGGACCGAGCCCUCCGCGGCGCCCGCCCCGAGCCCGCCGGCGCCCAAGAGCUGCCUGAAGCACCGGCCCGCGGCCGCCAGCGAGGGCCCCGCCGCGUCCCCGACGCUUGCAGCCGCGGAGUCUCCCCCGGGGGAGCACGGCCCCGGUUCCCCCGACGCAGAGGCCGCCGCCCCGGAGCGCCCCAAGGCCGAGCGGGCCGAGGCGCCACCGGCGGGCACCGAAAGGGCGGCUCCAGAGCGGAAGGCGGAGAGGGGCGGCGCCGAGCUGCGAGGCGCGAAGAAGUUCUCGGUGUCCUCGUGCCGAGCGCGGCCUCGCCCGGGCGCCUCCCGCCCGCUGGAACGCGCCAGCUGCCGCCUUCCCCUCGCGAGGAGCAGCCCGGCCUGGAGGAGCGAGGCGGCCCUUGACGACCUCCAGGGUCUCCCCGAGCCCCAGCACGCGAAACCUGGCCCUCGGAAGCCGGCGGAGUGCGGCCCUCAGGACUCGGGGGACAGGGCGGCCAGUCCGGCCGGGCCGCGCAGGAGCCCCCAGGAGGCGGCCGCCACGCCCGGCACGAGAGAGCCCUGCCCAGCCGCCCAGGAGCCGGCCCCGAGUGAGGACAGAAACCCCUUCCCCGUCAAGCUCCGGUCCACCUCCGUCUCGCUCAAAUACAGGGAUGGCGCCUCCCAGGAGACGAAGGGUGUGAAGAGGUACAGCGCGGAAGUCCGGUUAGAAAGGUCGCUGACGGUGCUCCCGAAGGAGGAGAAGUGUCCCCUCGGGACGGCCCCCGCCCUUCGAGGCGCCAGGGCCCCCAGCGACCAAGGAAAGGGGAAGGCCCGGCCCCCCGAGCCGCUCAGCUCCAAGCCGCCCCUGCCCCGGAAGCCGCUUCUGCAGAGCUUCACGCUGCCGCACCAGGCCGCGCCCCCCGACACCGGCCCGGGAGAACGCGACCCCAGGAAGGAGCCCAGGACGGCGGAGAAAAGGUCGCUGCGCAGGGGAGCUGAAAAGGGUCUGCCGCCUGCAGCCACAGGGCCUGGAGCUGAUGGGCAGCCUGUGCCACCCUGGAUCACCGUCACUCGGCAGAAGCGGCGAGGGACCUUGGACCAGCCACCCAACCAGGAAGACAAACCUGGGACACGGACCCUGAAGUCUGAACCAGGAAAGCAAGCCAAGGAGCCUGUGAAGCAAGCUGACUUUGUCCGCAGCAAGUCUUUCCUGAUAACCCCUGUGAAGCCCGCUGUGGACCGGAAGCAGGGGGCAAAGCUCAACCUCAAGGAGGGGCUGCAAAGAGGAAUCUCUUUGUCCCAUCAGAAUUUGGCUCAGUCUGCAGUGAUGAUGGAGAAGGAAUUGCAUCAGCUGAAGAGAGCCAGUUAUGCCAGUACAGAUCAGCCAUCCUGGAUGGAACUUGCCAGAAAGAAAUCUCAAGCCUGGAGUGACAUGCCCCAGAUUAUAAAAUAGGUGGGCAGUGUGCUGAUAAAGCAUGUCCACUACCCUGACAAGCCACUUAGUUAAAAAACUGCCAGUAUAUUGUGGCAAACAGACCGUGAAACUUAAAGAUUGAUUUUAUCAUCAAGUUAUGACGAACUUGGGGAAGAGGAAGGAACCAGGCAAAACAAAGAGGAUCAACACACAGCCAUACUCCUGGGCCAGAGGACCCAGAAACAAGAACAACACUGAAAGAUCCAGGAACCAGUUCCUGUGCCCAAAGGUACGUGUGUCUUUUAGAAUUCCCUUGAUGAAGAAGCCUCAGACAAGAAAGAAAACAGAAAUGAAGUUGGACGCGUAAGUAGGACACCCAGCAAAGGCCAGAAGAGAAGCCCUUCUAGGAGAAGGGACAUCUGUGCUUCCAGCUGACAUCAGCCCAUGUCUCUGGUCGCUGUCUUGCCUGUGGAUCCUGUCUUCUCUCAUGUUUACUACGAGGCAUGACAUUCAUGGCAAAACAGAGAUGCCGUUUCCAAGAGCAGCUAUAAAACAAUCUGUUUUCCUAAAGGCAGCCACUCUGAGAAGGAGAUGAAGGAACAUGGCAGGGUUCAUCAAUUCAUAGACUGUUUCCAAAAAUAAUUUUUAAACUUUUCCACUAGGCAUCUGUGUCUUUAACCACUGCACAAUGCAUUGCCUGUUUAAUAAAAGGUUUCAAACAUG